Messenger RNA from Schistosoma curassoni, 3211 nucleotides. Lineage: Eukaryota; Metazoa; Platyhelminthes; Trematoda; Strigeidida; Schistosomatidae. The record is from the annotation of a GenBank genome assembly.
CUGCUAGUGACCUUGGUUGGACAGAGAAUUUGUGCAUUUUUGGAGUUAUGAAGUGCUCGUGUAGUGAUGAUGUGUGCGGGGAGCAUGAUGGACAGGAAAUAAAUACAGAGUAUCUGGAAAAAUUCACGAAAAUGGUAAGGUUAUGAGAAUCUAAAUAUACACAAUUCACAGGUUCAAAAUGCGUCAGUAUUGGCAAACAGGUUGUCAUCAAACGAACUUCUGUCAGCACUUCAGAUUUCAUUUCAUUUAAUGGAAAAAAUCAGUUAUGUAAUACUUAGUAUGUGCAAACCAUCUAAAGGGGAAACUGAUGAGUUAAAAAGCUUUCAAACGCUCUGUAGGUAUCCAUCUUAUCCACGUUCCAUGAUAAAAAACGAUUCCUCAAUGAGCUUUUGUUCUAUGAAAACUCAAUCUUUAAAUGGGGUGAGUUAAGUCGUUUAUAUAGGUUCUUACAGUUUUCGAACGUAAAUUUGAAAUCGACCGUGGUUUUACUUUACAAAUGGGAAAUAAUCUUUCGGAUUUUUGGUGUUUUCACUUAACUAACCUACAGAUCUGUACGCAAAUUUUAUCUUUGUAUCUCACACAGCUAUUGUAUUGUUUAUCUGAAGCCUAAGAUUUUAUAGCAACUCAUUUUCUGUUUAAUUAAGGAGAGGUUAAUAAUUUCGCCUGGAAGUUUUAAAGCCGAAAUACCUAGUUACUUUUGAACUCUGGUUACCUUUUAUUGAUAGGUCUUACAGGAUUUUGAAAAUGGUGAUUGUAAAGUAGUCGAUCAACAAGAAUCACAACUUAAAGUGCUCAUUGAAGAAGAAGAGGAAGAAGAAAGCGAUGAAAAUCUAUGUGAUUCUGGCAUUGCUUCAAAUCGUGAUGGAAAUUUCAUUACUGAAUCUACUAUUUCUAAUUCUUCUUGUCAAAAAUUUAGUCCAGUAAAUGAAAAUCAUAGUCCAAAUAACUAUUCAAAUAAAUGCCUUUCUUCUCCAAUCACAAAUGAAUCUAGUGUAAUUGAUAUAGAUGAAAAUUAUUCUAUGAUUGCUGAUAAAUGUGCUAAUCUAGAAGAAGUAGUAAUAGUACCUGGAACAACAACAACAUCUGAAAUGUUCGAUAAUGACAUUAAACAAAUUAAUAUGACAGGAAAUAUUUCUAAAAUUCAGUUAAAAAAUCGAGUUUCAACAAUUCGAAAAACUAUUUCAACAAACAUUGAUAAACAAUUUGAAAAUGGAUCUAUAUCUUCAGAUAUUUUAGAUCAGCAAAAUAAUAAUUCUGCAGAACUAUAUGAAAGUCAAACAACAAUACUGACAAAUAAAUCCCAAGUUGAUGCAAAAAGAUGGCGUUUAACUAGUGCUGAUAAAUUAAAUACUCUAAUUGAUGAAUGUGAACGUCAAAUUAAUGGUAGAAAACUAUAUGUUUGCAAAUUUUGUGGAAAAAUCUAUGAGAUUAAAAGUAGUAUGCGUUAUCACAUGAAAAUUAUUCAUUUACAGAUGCAUUUGCGCACUACAGAAAUGCAAUGUCGUAUAUGCGGUAAACAAUUCACAUGUGUUAGUGCUGUUAAUCGUCAUCAAUCCAAGUGUAUUUUAUCAACAAUUAAUGAUUCGAGACUAAAAAAUAAUACUGUACCAUCUAAUCAGUCAUUAUUUACUAGUCCAAUAAUAACCACUGGAACAACAAUAUCGUCUUCUACAGACAGUGAUAUGCAUCCUCGUUUAUCUGAAAAUUCGUUUACUUCACAAAUAUCGGAUAGUUGUAAUAAUAAUGAUUUGAAUCAUAACACAUCACUUACUGAUUCAAAUCUAAUGGUGGAGUCAUUGAAUUCAGCUUCAAAACAUUUUACUAAUCUUGUUAAUUUUCCAAGUGUAUUUCGUAUACCAGAUACGUGCUGUACAACGACACAAUUUAUGAAUCAGUCAAUAUCUAAAAUCUAUCAAAGUUCACAAAUAACAAGUUUAAAUUUACGAAAUUUUAUUCCAUCAUCUGACUUAGUUAAUUUACCAAAUAAAUCUAAUUCUAAUAGUUUACCUUUCCAACCAUUUAAUAAUAGUAAUGAUACACGAUCAUUUUUAAAUCCAAUAAAUAAUCAUUGUAUGAAUUGUUCUGAUUCUUCAUCACGAUGGAACUCAUCAACUUGGUCUACGAUGUCUAAUUUAGGAUGUAAUUUUACUGAAUUAACUCCUGCACAAAUUGAUAUUUGUAUGAAAGCAGUUGUCCAAGGUAUUUGUUCAACUGUAGGACAAUGUACCACUAGUACUACUACUAAUAAUAAUGGCAAUAGUAGUAAUAAUAAUGUCAGUAGUUAUAGAACUAAUCAAGAAUACAAUGAAUCUAAUCAUGUACCAACUGAUUCAUGUCAAAUAACGGAUGAAACACAAUGGGAUUUACCAGAUAAAAAUUUAUCAGAUUUUUCUGAAACAACAGAAAGAACUUUAACUUCAUCACAAGCCAAUGAAAUGGUAGCUAUAGAUUUAUCUUCACGUCCUCGGUCGGCUACAUUAAUGAUUGAAUCAUUUUAAGUAAAUAGACUAGGCUAGACUAUAAAGAAAAUAAGCUGACUUCCAUGAUCAGAUUUAUUGUGUUGCUUAUCUAUAAAAUGCACAUAAUCAUAACAGACAAUCUGUUAAUUUCUUCAAAAUUAACAUUGACAUAGGUUCAAAUAAUUACGAUGAUAUUAUUGAUAAUUAAAAAGUAAAAAGCAUUUAUUAUUUACUCUGUGAAAUAAUAUCUUACCAAGUGACCUCUUGAUUAUAUAUACAUACGUACAUGCACAACAUCCAUUUCGUAUUUUAUCUUAUCAAGUGCCUUAAUCUUUCUUCCACUCGUUCUCUUUACGUUUCUAUCCACAUAAUUAAGUGCCUUUAGCUUGAAAUUUAUACUAUAACCUUUUUCACAGAGAUACCUGCAAACUUUCUUUUACAAUAAUUGUUGUAAUCAUUCAAAAUAUGUUUUUAUUUCCUACCAAUAAACAAGUAUAUCUGUCUAUUUAUUAUUAUUACUGAUAUUUUGUUCUAUUCAUUUCAUUUACUCCUUUACUAGUUUAUCAUUCCCCGUGUCGACAUUGUCAUUACGUUUGUUCUCGUCUACCUUUAAAUUGUUUUUCUUCCUAAUCCAAAUAACUAUUGAUCAUUGAACGACAACAGUACUGGUAUCUAAUCGUUCCGCUCCAUUUUGUUUGCUUUCCAAGUUUACAUUAUCUGUCUAUAUAUAUGCAUUCUUUGCUUGAUAUAUA